AUGGCAGUUCUCAGGCUUCUAUCCUUCAGGUUUUUGGUGAGCUUCCUGGUCCUUUCCUCCUUUCUCUCUCUAACUCUCUCUCAUAAAACCCCACAUGACCCUGGCUUUCUCUCUCUAACUCUCCCUCAUAAAACCUCUCACAAAACCCACCAAGAUCCAAGCCUCCCAACUCCAAUUCUCUCUGAAGAAACCCAACAAGAUGACACCAUUCUCUCUCUAACUCUCUCUCAUGAAAGCAACCAAGUUCCCAGCUUUCUCUCUCUAAAACUCUCUCCUAAACCCCACCAGACUCCAAGGCGCCUGCUGGGCCAGAGCUCUAUCUCUCAAUGGCUUGUGCCUCACAACCAGAUUAGGGCCCAAAUGGGUCUUCCUCCAUUGCAGUGGAACACAAAUCUUGCAAGCUUUGCUCAAUGGUGGGCAAACCAGAGGAGAGGAGACUGUGCCCUGGUUCAUUCAAACACUAACUAUGGUGAGAAUAUCUUUUGGGGUGGUGGCCCAAAUUGGACACCAGCUGAUGCAGUGGCUGCUUGGGUGGCUGAGAGGCCUUACUACAAUUAUCAGGGAAAUUCAUGUCAACCCAAUGAGGAUUGCACCCACUAUACACAGUUGGUUUGGAGACAAAGCUCUAGGGUUGGGUGCGCAAAGGUUAUUUGUAACAGUGGGGAUACUUUUAUUACAUGUAACUAUGAUCCCCAUGGCAAUGUGUUGGGCCAGAAGCCUUAUUGAGAGAUAGAAAAGAUGGGAUUUUGUUGUGUGAGAGA
Amborella trichopoda is the source of this 761-nucleotide messenger RNA. Its product is annotated as pathogenesis-related protein PR-1. Gene Ontology annotation, cellular component: extracellular region. The record is from RefSeq and is a predicted model, not a curated record. Lineage: Eukaryota; Viridiplantae; Streptophyta; Magnoliopsida; Amborellales; Amborellaceae.